Messenger RNA from Dioscorea cayenensis subsp. rotundata (Guinea yam), 1165 nucleotides. Its product is annotated as phytanoyl-CoA dioxygenase. The transcript has 9 exons. Lineage: Eukaryota; Viridiplantae; Streptophyta; Magnoliopsida; Dioscoreales; Dioscoreaceae. Gene Ontology annotation, molecular function: phytanoyl-CoA dioxygenase activity. Bases 107 to 955 code for a protein of 282 amino acids. The record is from RefSeq and is a predicted model, not a curated record.
UUGAUGUAAAAUACACAGCGCCCAAUUUCAGCAUUUUUGUUAUUCCGUCUUUCCGGAGUCGGUGAUCGUCCUUCCCAAACGCCAGCAUCAUCGUCCCAAGGCGGCCAUGGGAAUCCUCGGAAAUCUCAGCGUUAACCAACUCGACUCGUUCAACUCGGAAGGGUUUCUUGUUCUCGAUUCCUUCGCGAGCCCUGAGGAGAUUCAGGAGAUGAGGUCUCAGAUGGAUGAUCUUCUUCACCAGUUCGAUGGCUCUUCGUCUUCCAUCUUCUCCACUAGAAACCAGCAACAGUCAACAGAUGACUACUUCUUUGAGAGCGCUGAGAAAAUCUCCUUUUUCUUUGAGGAGAAGGCGUUUGGUGAUGAUGGUCUGUUGAAACAGCCGAAGGAGCUCUCCAUCAAUAAAGUUGGCCAUGCUUUGCAUGAAAUUGAUCCCGUGUUCAAGAAGUUCUCACAUUCAGACAAAAUUUCCGGCUUGCUCUUGUCGCUGGGUUAUAAGAGGCCAGUGAUUAUUCAGUCCAUGUAUAUUUUUAAGCAACCAGGCAUUGGUGGGGAAGUUGUUCCGCACCAGGAUAAUUCUUUUCUUCGUACAGAGCCUCCAUCAUGCACAGGACUUUGGCUAGCAUUGGAAGAUGCAACUAUUGUUAACGGUUGCCUUUGGGCAAUUCCAGGCUCCCACAAGAAUGGCCUAGUAAGAAAGUUCAUACGAGAUAAAGAUGGGGUGCACUUUGAUCAUCCUUCGCCAUCAUAUGAUAUUAAAGAAUUUGUGCCACUAGAGGUGAAAGCAGGCUCUUUUGUGGUGAUACAUGGUGAUCUUGUGCAUCAAAGCUUUGAAAACAAUUCACCUAGUUCAAGACAUGCUUUUAGCCUGCAUGCGGUGGACACUGACAGAUGUUCAUGGAUCAAGGACAAUUGGAUUCAAAGAAAGGUUGAUCCAGAACCCCUCUAUGUCUCUUAAUUCGUGUGUCGCAGCAGCAGCUCAGCAUCAGCAUCAGCAUCCGCAUCCACAUGCUAGUUCUGUCCAAACUGAAGAACCAUCUCCGGUGUUUAUUUAAUAACAGAUAUACUGCUUAUGAUCUUCCAUGUAAUCACACGCUCAAUGGAGGAAUUCGAAUAAAUGCCAAAAAAAACCAAAUACACACAAACACAAUUAGAUGUAUCUUUGAUA